Linum tenue is the source of this 486-nucleotide messenger RNA. NCBI's taxonomy places the organism in Eukaryota, Viridiplantae, Streptophyta, Magnoliopsida, Malpighiales, Linaceae. The record is from the annotation of a GenBank genome assembly.
AUGUCCGCAACAACAGAACAACUAGAGAGAAACUUCACCCACAGAUUCCUCACAUCCCUCCGCCGUAUCAACUCUCCGGACAGCAAAACCACCACCACUCACGCCGCCGGGCUUGUAAUACGUCGUCGUAGCUUGAGAAUCAAGCGGGCCGCCUACUCCUCCAUGGCCCGAGCCGCGGGGAGCCACCGAGCGUGGACACGUGCCCUCCUCUCCCGGGCCAGGAGCCAACGACGACGACAACAACAUGAUGUUCAUCCUAAUUAUAUUCCUCCGGCUCAGCGGAGAAAGAGUAGUGUCAAGAGAGCGGCGGCGGCGGGGAGGGAGAUGGGCCGGGCCGGGAAGCUGAGGGGGCUGGUUCCGGGAGGGAGCCGGAUGGAGAUGGGCCAGCUUUUGGAGGAGACGGCCCAUUACGUGCAGUGUCUCGCCGUCCAGGUUAGGGUGAUGCAGGCCGUCGCCGAUCACUUCUCCUCCUCCUCCUCGAUGUGA